This is a messenger RNA of Gymnogyps californianus (California condor), 1873 nucleotides long. RefSeq names its product VANGL planar cell polarity protein 1 (gene VANGL1). NCBI's taxonomy places the organism in Eukaryota, Metazoa, Chordata, Aves, Accipitriformes, Cathartidae. Gene Ontology annotation, cellular component: plasma membrane. The transcript has 8 exons. Gene Ontology annotation, biological process: multicellular organism development. The record is from RefSeq and is a predicted model, not a curated record. The coding region runs from base 195 to 1790 and encodes 531 amino acids.
AGGAGCCGAGCACCCUCCCUCCCCUCUAAUCGGAUUCCUUGUAAGUGAAGCUCACUCACUCUCUGAGGACCAGACCUCACUGAUGACUGGGAAGCAAAGAGUACCCAGGAAAGCACUUUUACCACGGACUCCACCUCAGGAGCACCAGGAACUCGUCUUCUAAGUAAAAUCUGUGCCCCUUCUGUGCAGACCUGAUGUCUGCUGCAAUGGAUACAGAAUCGACAUAUUCGGGAUACUCCCACUACUCAGGUCACUCCAAAAAAGCCCACAGACAAGGUCGGGACAGGCACAAAUCGCCGCGAAGCAAAGAUGGCAGUCGGUCUGAGAAGUCGGUCACUAUCCAGGCACCUCCUGCAGAGCCGCUGCUUGGGAACGAUGCCUCUCGGGCAGAGGAGGGCCAGGAUGACAACUGGGGUGAGACCACGACAGCAAUCACAGGCACCUCUGAGCACAGUAUUUCCCAGGAGGACAUUGCCCGGAUCAGUAAGGAUCUGGAGGACAGCGUUGGGUUGGACUGCAAACGUUACCUGGGCUUAACAGUGGCAGCUGUUCUCGGACUCCUUGUCUUCCUUACCCCCAUCGCCUUCAUUCUGUUACCCCAGAUCCUGUGGCGGGAUGAUCUGGAGCCGUGUGGUACUGUCUGUGAGGGACUGUUCAUCUCUGUGGCGUUUAAACUCCUCAUUCUUCUGAUUGGGACCUGGGCUCUGUUUUUCCGCCAGCCCAAGGCAGAUAUACCAAGGGUGUUUGUGUUUCGGGCCCUUCUGUUGGUCCUCAUAUUCCUGUUUGUGUUUUCCUACUGGCUCUUUUAUGGCGUUCGCAUCUUGGACUCGAAGGACACCAACUACCAAGGAAUAGUGCAGUACGCAGUGUCUCUGGUGGAUGCUCUGCUCUUCAUUCACUACCUGGCCAUUGUUCUGCUGGAGCUACGGCAGCUGCAGCCCAUGUUCACUCUCAAGGUAGUUCGGUCAACGGAUGGAGAGUCGCGAUACUACAGCUUGGGGCACUUGAGCAUCCAGCGAGCUGCACUGGUGGUUCUGGAAAAUUACUACAAAGAUUUCACAGUCUACAACCCAGCCUUGUUAACAGCCUCCAAAUCCCGUGCAGCCAAGCACAUGGCUGGCCUGAAAGUCUACAAUGUUGAUGAAACUCUUGGCAGGGAGAGAACGAGUAACAACGCGUCGGGGCAGUCCCGUGCCAUGAUUGCAGCUGCAGCCCGUCGCAGGGACUCCAGUCACAAUGAGCUCUACUACGAAGAGGCCGACCACGAGCGCCGAGUGAAAAAACGCCGUGCAAGGCUUGUGGUUGCAGUAGAGGAGGCUUUCACUCACAUCAAACGCCUCCAGGCAGAGGAACAGCAGAAAGCUCCAGGAGAGAUGAUGGACCCCCGAGAAGCAGCCCAGGCAAUCUUCCCCUCCAUGGCAAGAGCUCUGCAGAAGUACCUUCGCACCACCCGCCAGCAACAGUACCACAGCAUGGAGAGCAUCUUGCAACACUUGUCCUUCUGCAUCACCAAUAACAUGACACCAAAGGCAUUCCUGGAGCGUUACCUCAACCCGGGCCCAACCCUCCAGUACGACAGGGAUCGCUGGUUCUCCAAGCAGUGGACGCUUGUCAGCGAGGAAGCAGUCACAAGCGGGUUACAAGACGGCAUUGUGUUUGUCCUCAAGUGCUUGGACUUCAGCCUUGUUGUUAAUGUGAAGAAAAUCCCCUUCAUCAAACUCUCAGAAGAGUUCAUAGACCCUAAAUCUCAUAAAUUUGUCCUCCGCUUACAGUCUGAGACUUCAGUCUAAGGGAUUUUGAGGGUGGGUUGUUUGGGGAUUUUUUUUUUUUUCAAUAUUGUGCUUUUGGGUUUUAUUUCCCCAAUGCUGACUGA